This is a messenger RNA of Trichogramma pretiosum, 2239 nucleotides long. RefSeq lists its product as uncharacterized. The record is from RefSeq and is a predicted model, not a curated record. NCBI's taxonomy places the organism in Eukaryota, Metazoa, Arthropoda, Insecta, Hymenoptera, Trichogrammatidae. Gene Ontology annotation, cellular component: cilium. Bases 563 to 2239 code for a protein of 558 amino acids. The transcript is spliced from 10 exons. Gene Ontology annotation, biological process: outer dynein arm assembly; cilium movement.
GUUUUGGCCAAUACGACCAAUGCUUUGCUUUAUUAUAAAUACAACAAUCGGAAUAAUGUACUCUAAAUGUGAUCCAAAAGAAAAUUAUACCUUUACCAGUUCAUAAAAUGCACAAUGUGUUAAUUAUAUAAUAUUGUUAAUUUAUUGCGAUCAAACACCAUGUAAUCGCAUUUAGUCAUUGGAUGAAAAAAAAAAUGAAAUGAGUUUGAGAGCAAAAAGUCGCACUGUUAUCGCAAUAGCAGAGGCAAUGCGAGUAACAUCCUAUAAAUUGUAUACACCAAUCGCACGAAUUACGAAUGACUAUGCGCAUCAGCAAAUAUCGAUUCAACGACUCUCAACGCAGCAAUCACAGCUUAUAGCUGUAUCAAUCCUUCCUAACCCUCUUAAUAAUUAUUGUCGAUUAGAUCAUAACAACAACAACAACGAGCAGUAUCAAGUCUGCUCUGCAUCGCGCUGCAUCACUCCCGCCAGGUUCGCGCGCGCCCACGCGCCUCCCCUCGCAUUAUAAACAUUUUGAGCUUUGUGUAUAUGCCUGGAAAUUCCAACGCAGUCCCCGUGCAAAAUGCUGUCCCUGAAAUUCCGCAAGAAGCAUGGCAUGACCAACGAGAAAUGGACGACUCGUGAAAAAAUUAGCCAAUACAAGGGAUUGCUGAGGCUUCAUGGUCGCGCUAAAAAUCUCCACGCAAUCAAUGGCGAAAAGUUGAAGAGAAAACAGUCGAAAGCUCUGAAGGAAUUGAAGCACGAUGUUCUCAGCUACCAUCAAAUCGUCAACGACGUCGUGGUCGGUGACAAGAGGCAGAUUCGGGUGGUCUUGCAAGGCGAGAGAGACUUCCGAGUAUCGCUGCAAGAUGCCGAGCCUUGGAAAGCUUGGCAGGCCGUUUUUCAAGAUUACAAUCUGAAGCGUAAACAGCUGGACAAAUUACUGUACUCGAAAAAGAGAAAGGAAAAGGAACUAUGUGAGUUACAGGAACAAUGGGCCUUCAUGAACGACGAGCUCGUGCACGUGGAGGAGGACAACCGAGAAGUAACACCGAGGCAGCAAAAACAGCAGACUCUCGUCGCCCGCUAUCAGUCGACUCUGGCCAAGCGACACGCCGCCAAUUCCAUCAGGCAAACUUACCAAGAAAUCCUCGACCUACUGAAAAAAGACGCCAUGUACUUCGACGGUGUGCUGGGGGCACUGCGCGACGACCAGCGCGACCAGUGCCGGGUCAUCUACCACACGACCCUGAUGGGCCAGCUGGCCGCGGAGAAUCUCGACGACAUCCGCAAGAAGUACUCGCUCAUGACCGGCGACGUGUGGAAGAACAUGCGGGAGCGCGAGCACGAUCUCGAGGAGGUGCGCAAGCGGGCCGAGGAUGUCUGGGCCUACGCCAAAUCGCUCGUUAGGAUUGAGAGCGACACUCAUCUUCUGAGCAAGGAAGAGGAUCCGUCGGAAAAGAUCGAGAGAGAGCUGCAACAGCAGAUCGAGGAACUGCACAAUGUCUUCGGCGUCAUACAGAAACCAUUGCUCGUUUUGUCUCACGAGGAACUGCUGAAAAGAUUGGAGGAUCAGAUCCAUCAGACGGAGCGCUUGAACAAGAUGUACAAAUACGUGUCCCAGGAGAAAGACGAGGUAUUGCAGAAGAAAAAUCACGCCGAGCUGAUUCUGACUCAAUUGGAAUAUUCGGUCAUUCCGACCACGGCCAAGUACAAGAGCGAAAAGAAGAGCUUCAAGGAGAAAAUGGAGGUGGAAAAGCGUCGCGAGCUCGAGAGCAUUCAGUUGUCGCAAAAGAAGGGCGACCUCAUCACGGAAAUCCGUAUGGCCCUGCAGAACUUGGCCUCGCUCUUGAUCUGCUGCAAGGCAAAACCACCAACGAAUCAGAAGGGCCAAAACAAGGGUGCUAUGCUCGCGCAACAAGAUACAGCCCAAGAGUUGGCGGCGGCUCAGCAGCAGACCUGCGAGGAACCCAUCGAGAGUAACGUGAUUAAAUUGCUCGGACUGGUGUCGCGCAAGGCCAACGUCCUCCUGACCAUGACCAACUUCGACGUCGACGAUAACAUGAGAACCCACAUAAUCGGCGUUUACCAAAAGUACCUCGACAAUUAUUACGCGAAUUAUUACCACGGUGGCGAAGAAGAGGAUGAAAUAGGCAUGGCUUUUGAUCCCGAGUCUGUCGAAGUGGGUGUCAUUACCAGAGCUCAAAUCAAGGCUCGAAGCAAACGUAUCAUCUACGAGCAGAGUAAAAAAGAUCAGUGA